UUGAUAUAUUCAAGUGAUUUAACGAUCAUAUAACACGUAAAUUAUAAUAUGACAGUGUAACACUCAUGUAUAUAUAUUUAAUAUUAUAUCAUAUCACUCGAUAUUUCGGUGUCGUCGGAUAACUAUCGUUAAAUUGAGAAGCUAACCCGCGAAAUGUAAAUCAAUUCGAAUUAACCAAGUUUAUUUUUAUUUAAGUUUUAUUAAAAUAACGUAAUAGUUAAAGAAUUUAUCAUUUAUAUUUAUAUAAAUUUUAUUUCAUUCUAAAAAAACUACGGCGUAGAUUGUCCUAAUUCAUAUUCACAUGGCUCAUUAUAAAUUCGCAUGACAAUAUUCGCUCUAACAUUUAAGUUUAAUAUUAGUCCGUUAACGUAAAUUCAACCGGCAAGAGGCAAAGGUGCGUCUAUAUUUGUGUACUAUUUUAUUAACGUCAUUUCAAAUAAUUUUAUUCAGUAACUCUAGAGCUUAUUUUUGACCGAUCACGAAAUUUCCGCCGUAAGAUGGACGAAAAAGAUCUACAGCUUGCUAGAGCAUUAAUCGGCCUGGAUAUUAACGACCAGCCUAAAUCUGUCGUCGGUAAUAUGCAAGACAAGCAGCAAUUAUUCAGGAGAACGCGAAGUCUUAACGCGCCAAGUCCAAUCCAACAAUUCGGGCCAUGUGGUCGGAUAAUGAAGAACUCAGCAAUGGUUAUGACAAUUCAAGACCCCGCAUCGCAGCGACUUACGUGGUACAAACCACCGCUGACAGUUUUGGUGAUUAAGAAAGUCAGAGAUUCUUCGGUUCUUCCGCCAUUUGUUCAAUUGGUCACUUGGUUAAUUGAGCAAAAACGCAUGGUAGUCUACGUGGAAGCGACAGUCCUAGAAGACUUAGCCCUAGCACGAGAUUCACGGUUCCAGGUCGUACGAGACCGACUGCAAACCUUCCGGGACGGAACGGACGAUCUGCAAGACAAAAUCGACUUCAUAGUUUGUCUCGGCGGAGACGGAACACUAUUAUACGCAAGUCUGCUGUUCCAACAGUCGGUACCGCCGGUAAUGGCUUUUCACCUUGGCUCACUGGGUUUCCUCACGCCGUUCGAGUUUGACAACUUCCAAGAACAGGUCACGAACGUACUCGAAGGUCACGCGGCCCUGACAUUAAGGAGCCGGCUGAGAUGCAUAAUAAUGAGGAAAGGCGAAGACGGUCAGCCCUCUAAGCCGCCAACGAACCUCCUGGUGCUCAAUGAGGUCGUGAUUGAUCGCGGACCUUCGCCGUAUUUGUCGAACAUCGAUCUGUUCAUCGACGGCAAGCACGUCACCAAUGUCCAGGGUGACGGCUUGAUCGUCAGCACUCCUACUGGCUCCACCGCUUACGCUGUGGCUGCUGGUGCCAGCAUGAUCCACCCUUCGGUCCCUGCGAUUAUGAUCACGCCGAUAUGUCCUCAUUCUCUUUCCUUCAGACCAAUUGUUGUGCCAGCUGGCGUCGAACUUAAGAUUUCCGUGUCGCCUGAUAGCAGAAAUACUUCCUGGGUGUCUUUUGAUGGAAGAAAUCGGCAAGAACUUUUCCAUGGUGAUAGUUUGAGAGUAACGACAUCUAUCUACCCAGUGCCAAGUAUCUGCGCGUCAGACCAAAUUACCGACUGGUUCGACUCACUGGCUGAAUGCUUACACUGGAACGUCAGAAAACGUCAGAAACACUUGGAUGAACUCAGUGACCUGACCCACUCCUCGAGCAACGAUACUCUGGACUCUUUAGACCGUGACAGUUAAUAAUGACAAGUUCAUAAAAUUAAUAUUAAUAGUACCUUACAUUAAGUUCGCAAUAACAUAAUCUCGUCGAGCCGAUUUUCAUCACACGUUUGAACAAUUAUCAAUCAUUUCAUUAAUCAUUUUUUAGUCUUGUUUUUUUUCUAAUUUUUUUAGCUGUCCGAUUUAUUUUAUAUGGGUCACAUCACUGUUAAUAUCUACAUAUUAUUUUUACUUAUUUAUUGUUUCAUGUUAUGUCUCUCGGAAUUAUAUCGUUUCAUUCUCGAAUAUAUUUAGUUUACUUAAUAAUAAUAAUUAAUAAUUGUUAAAUGAAAAGUAGCAUUUUUUAAAUCGAAUAUUUGUUUAUAUAUAGAUCAGAUAAUUUUUUAAUUAAUAUUAUAAUUAUUGUUAAUAUUACUGUAAGUAUAAAACGAAAGUGUUAAUGUUUAGUGUGUCGAUUUUAAAUAAAAAUAUUUUUUUACUAA
Cotesia glomerata is the source of this 2206-nucleotide messenger RNA. Its product is annotated as NAD kinase-like. Gene Ontology annotation, biological process: NADP+ biosynthetic process; NAD+ metabolic process. Gene Ontology annotation, molecular function: NAD+ kinase activity. The transcript is spliced from 7 exons. NCBI's taxonomy places the organism in Eukaryota, Metazoa, Arthropoda, Insecta, Hymenoptera, Braconidae. Bases 498 to 1745 code for a protein of 415 amino acids. The record is from RefSeq and is a predicted model, not a curated record.